Messenger RNA from Paramacrobiotus metropolitanus, 816 nucleotides. RefSeq names its product laminin-like protein lam-2. The record is from RefSeq and is a predicted model, not a curated record. NCBI's taxonomy places the organism in Eukaryota, Metazoa, Tardigrada, Eutardigrada, Parachela, Macrobiotidae. The coding region runs from base 113 to 670 and encodes 185 amino acids. The transcript is spliced from 2 exons.
CUGCAGUGUAUUAAUACUGGCGCUUUUGUCAGAGAUUCCAAGUGUCAAGGAUUACACGACCUGAGACUAGUGACUUUUCUGAUUCUAGUACUGAAAAGCCGAUUUAAAGACGAUGCCGCAUUGCAAAGCUUGGAUAUGUCUGACGUGGCUGGUUUAUCUUUUCUUGCUGGAAACAAAAUUUACCACCGCCCCACCUUCGUCGUCAGAUGACAGCCAGUGUCCGUAUGGAUCGUUUAUGAACGGCACCUAUGGUUGUGUGAAUUGCGCCUGCUACCGCCGGGGAACGACAGAUCCGUACGGAUCGUCAACACAGACGUGCGAUGCAAAUACUGGACAAUGUCAAUGUGGCCGAAAUAUUAUUGAACGGACGUGCGACCGAUGCAACCCGGGGUCAUACGACUUAAGUGCUGGCUAUUGUUUGGAUUGUUGGUGCGCUCUUGAAGGUUCCAGCAGCACGGUCUGCAAUGAGGUGACUGGCCAGUGCAAAUGCAAAAACGAUAACAUUGGCGGUCGAGGCUGCGAGCGAUGUCGUGUUGGCUUUUGUAACUAUCCCGUGUGCGAACCGUGUGAAAAUAUCAUCGGCCCGGCGAUCGCCAAGAUUCCCACCACCAUCGUGAACGCGACAUUGGACAUUCUUCGCGCUUUCUCGUUCUACAUUAGGCCGUACUGAGUCUACUGACUAAACACAAAAAUGCGAAUAUGUCUGCUUCCAAAUUCGUUUACCGUUUAGUACGAAAUGUACUUCAUAGAUCUUGCGUCAUUUUGGCUAAUCAUUAUUUUUGCAAGAAUUCAAGUACAGCUGUUGCAUUAAAGUAU